Messenger RNA from Diabrotica balteata, 2949 nucleotides. NCBI's taxonomy places the organism in Eukaryota, Metazoa, Arthropoda, Insecta, Coleoptera, Chrysomelidae. The record is from the annotation of a GenBank genome assembly.
AUGUCAGAACGAUUAAAAGCAAUGAAAACGCAAGAAGAAUCUAUUGAAAAUCCUAGUAAAGUAGAAUUUAAAUCAAACAAUACUCAUUUAUCUAAUACAUCAGUAACCGCAAGUCCUAAAAAGGGAAAAAAGAGAAAUUCAGAAAUUGUUACUAUAGACUCAGAAAAAAAUUCCAAAGAGAAAACAAAUAAUGAAGAAGCGACACCUGAAAACAAUCUUGAAAAUAUAGAAACCAAUAAAGAAAAUAUAGAAACUGAUCAAUCAUCUGAAAUUUCAGUAGCAGUAAGUCCUAAAAAGGAAAAAAAGAGAAAUUCAGAAAUUGUUGGAAAUAAUCAAGAAGAGACACCAGAAAACAGUCUUGAAAAUAUAGAAACCCAUAAAGAAGAUAUGGAAACUGAUCAAUCAUCUGAAAUUUCAGUAGUCGUAAGUCCUAAAAAGGGAAAAAAGAGAAAUUCAAAAAUUGUUAGAAAUAAUCAAGAAGAGACACCAGAAAACAAUCUUGAAAAUAUAGAAACCCAUAAAGAAGAUAUAGAAACUGAUCAAUCAUCUAAAAUUUCAGUAGCCGUAAGUCCUAAAAAGGGAAAAAAGAGAAAUUCAGAAAUUGUUACUCUAGAUCCAGCAAAAAUUUCCGAAGAGAAAACAAACAAUCAAGAAGAGACGUCAGAAAACAAUCUUGGAAAUAUAGAAACCGAUAAAUUAUCAGAAAUUUCAGCAGACGUAAGUCCCAAAAAGGGAAAAUCGGAAAUUGUUCCUGUAGACAAAGCAAAAAUGUCCGAAGAUAAAACAAAGAAUCAAGAGAAUACACUUAAAAAUGAUCUUGAAAGUGUAGUAACCGAUCAAUCAUUCGGAAUUUCACCAGUCUUAAGUCCUAAAAAAGGAAAAAAGAGAAAAUCAGAAAUUGUUAGUAUAGACCCUGUAAAAACGUCUGAGGAUACAAAAAAUAAUCAAGAACAUGUAUCCGAAAACAAUUUUGAAAAUACAGAAACCGAUAAAUCAUCUGAAAUAUUAGCAGCCCAUACACCCAAAAACAAUAUUGAAAAUGAAAAAACGAAUAAAUCGUCCGAAAUUUCAGUAGCCGUAAGUCCUAAAAAAGGAAAAAAGAGAAAAUCAGAAAUUGUUACUGUAGACCCAGUCAAAAUUUCUGAAGAGGCAACAAAUGAUCAAGAAUAUGCACCCGAAAACAAUUUUGAAAAUAUAGAAAUUGAUAAAUCAUCCGAAAUAUUAGCAGCAGUAAGUCCUAAAAAAGGAAAAAAGAAAAAAUCUGGUACUUUUGCUGUGGAAACAACAGAAGCGAAAGAAAAUAUUAGCUCAAGUCCAGCAGUCAUAUCUAAAACAAAUAAGGAAAACAAUGUUAAAACUAAUAAGCGCUUUUCACUUGACGAUUGGGUUGUGUCAACAACUGUGAAUGACUCCUCUCAAUCAGAAGAUAUAGAAACAAAGCCUAAAGACUUAAAAAACAAAAAGAAGCAGCACGUUAGCAAUUCAGAUGAAUCUCCAAUAGAUCAGAAACGACAUAAAGAACCUGUUAAAGCUGCAAAAAAGAACGACUCAGGAAAGAAACUAAAUUCUUCGAAAUUUUUAGAACAGUAUGAAGAUCCUAGAUUGGACGCUGAACUGGAAAAAUUUCUUCAAGCUGAAGAUUCCGACCCUUCUGAUGAAGAUUCCGACUCUUCUGUUGAAGAUUAUGAGAAGGAUAUCGGCAUUAGUUUUAUUGAUGAUAUGGCUGAAGAAGGAGAAGAAGACACUCCUUCAGAAGAUAGUAAUGCUAUUAUAGAUGAAGGAGAACCGAUCAAUACUGAUUCCGAAAGAUCAGAAGAUGAGGACUAUGAUGAUGACUCUUCUUUUAUUUGCGAUGAAGGUAAUACGGAAUUACUACCAGGUGAUGAGUAUGAUUUGGAGAAUGAACAGAACCAGAAACAUUCACGAAUUAUAAACGUAGAUGACAGGGAUGAAGAUGUUAUAAAAAUUAAAAGGAAAAUCAAACCUGAGGCGAAAAAGAGAAAAUCCAGAAUUAUUAAAGUGGAUGAUUCAUCAGAGAGUGAAGAAGUUGUUGAUUUAGUAUCUGAUCAGGAAGGAUCUGUUAAUCCAAAUAGUGAAGAGUCAGAUCAAGCAUCGCCGAAGGCAGAAACCACUCAAGAAAACGGUAAACCGAAAACUUCUAUCCGAAUAAUAGAAAAUAUAGAUGUCAAAGAAAUUAAGGACACAUCAUUAAGCGAACGAAUUAACCAUCUUGUAGGCACGUUCUGUACAACAAUUCCUCAAACAGGUGAUUUAUCUAUGAACCUUUCACUAGAAUAUGCAAGUAAAGCCUCUCCAGAAGGAAAGAAGAGAAGGUCAAAGAAAAGAAAGUCAAAAGAUUUUCAAAGAAGGAGUAUUUCUGAAGAGGAAACUGUACCUACAAAGACACCAAAAUUGGUCGAAGAAGUUUUUCUUCCAGAAUCAGUUAAAAAUGUUCCAACAAGACCAAGACUUAGUCUUAGUAUGACUGAAGAUGCUCCUUCAAUGUCAGAAAAAUCACUUAAAAGGCGUUUAAGUAAAAGCAUGGAUGAUGUUGAGAAAGAGGUUAAGAAACACAAAAAGAAGAAAUCUAAAAAGUCAAGACAAAAAGCAGAAUCGCAUAAAAAAUCAUCACUGAAUACUGGUAGAGAUAUAGACCUAGAUGGAUUAUCGUUUGGAUUACUGCAUCAACUUCUUACAGAUGUUAAGAACAGACCUAGGAGGAUGAUAAAACCGUCUACUUCAAGAAGAGAUAAUUUAGAUAAUGCGUGGAUCGUAGAGCUCGGUGUUGAUGCAAAACCAUCGACAAGCGAGGUAUCAAAGAAAGAAACAGACGAAUUCAAGAAACAAAAAAUUCAUCCAAAAGAUUUUAGAAAUCAAAUGUUAUAUAAUUCUUCAAGGGUUAAACGAAUAGAAACUAAACAGUUGUUGAAGAAAAGGGUAUAUUUUUAG